This is a messenger RNA of Zingiber officinale, 789 nucleotides long. RefSeq names its product glycine-rich protein 23-like. The record is from RefSeq and is a predicted model, not a curated record. NCBI's taxonomy places the organism in Eukaryota, Viridiplantae, Streptophyta, Magnoliopsida, Zingiberales, Zingiberaceae. Bases 1 to 789 code for a protein of 262 amino acids. The transcript has a single exon.
AUGGCAAGAUCUUGCUUGGUUGCCAUGGUGUGUGUGCUCUUCCUGGCACUUGGUCAAGCAAGAGCCAGGACCAUUCCCACCAGCCUUCACCAAGCUACAGCAGCCACCACCACAGUGCCGCCCGGAGGUAGCCCUGCUGCCACUGGUUCAGGACUUGCAGACGAGAAGCACAUCCCCCGUCUCGGAUUCGGUGGCAUCCCCAGCGGCCUGCCGACCUUCGGCAUCCCCAGCGGCCUGCCGACCUUUCAGAUUCCCGGCGUCCUGCCGAGCUUCAGAAUCCCCAGAACGCUGCCGGCCUUCGGGAUUCCCAGCGGCCUGCCUAGAUUCAGAAUCCCCGGCACCCUGCCAACCUUUGGUGGCCCUAUAGGUUUUGGAGGUUCAACGGGACUUGGAGGGUUCGGUGGCAGAACCGGUGGCGGCGGACUUGGUGGGCUAGGUGGCAGAACCGGUGGCGGCGGACUUGGCGGAACUGGUGGCGGCGGACUUGGUGGACUCGGUGGCGGAACUGGUGGUGGCGGACUUGGUGGGCUCGGUGGCAGAACCGGUGGUGGCGGACUUGGCGGAACUGGUGGCGGCGGACUUGGUGGGCUCGGUGGCGGAACUGGUGGUGGCGGACUUGGUGGGCUCGGUGGCAGAACCGGUGGUGGCGGACUUGGAGGGUUCGGUGGCGGAACUGGUGGUGGCGGACUUGGCGGGCUCGGUGGCAGAACCGGUGGCGGCGGCUUUGGUGGGUUCGGUAGUCCUGGUGGUGGCUCCCGUAGCGGGCUCGGCGGCGGCAUCACGCCAUGA